This is a messenger RNA of Rhodotorula toruloides NP11, 1782 nucleotides long. Its product is annotated as Mediator complex, subunit Med17. Bases 1 to 1782 code for a protein of 593 amino acids. The record is from RefSeq and is a predicted model, not a curated record. The transcript is spliced from 6 exons. Lineage: Eukaryota; Fungi; Basidiomycota; Microbotryomycetes; Sporidiobolales; Sporidiobolaceae. Gene Ontology annotation, cellular component: core mediator complex; mediator complex. Gene Ontology annotation, biological process: regulation of transcription by RNA polymerase II. Gene Ontology annotation, molecular function: transcription coregulator activity.
AUGGCUUCUACGACAACGCUCUCGCUCGAGCCGCUGCGGCUAUUUGCUGGAGAUGGAAAGGACUCAGACCUGUUUGCGCGGCCUGCGCGGCUGCACGACGUCGUGCUGGACGACGGGCGCGAGGUGUUCACUCGAAAUGAUCCGAAGAAAAGUCUUUCGGAGCGAUUGAUGCGUGUGUGGCAGGAGCGGGGCGAUUACUCGCAGUUGACGGAGGACUCGAUCCGCAACCCGGUCCAGGAGGACAAGGAGGAGCAGGCGGACGAGGUCGACCGGCCGUCUGUCGAGGACAUGCACAAGCUGCAGGAGACGAUGUUGCAGAACCUCGUGAUCGCUCGGGGCGAGUUGAGCACAGCGCUCGACGUGCUUUCGGUUCUCUCUGCGCCUACCGACCCGCCAGAUGUCGACGUCAACACCAUCCCGCUUCCUCAGCAAACCCUCACUCUCGUCCCGACCGCUCCUCCCCCUCCUCCUUCGACAGAUCCGUCGACAAAUCCUCUCGCCGCCCUUCCUCUCGCUUCUUCCCUUGACACACUCAAGUCCUCAGCAAACGCCUUCUUCCGCGCCUCAGAAGAGCUCAUUCCGCUCGACGUAGCCGAACUUGCAGCCGCCGGCUUAUCCUCCGCCUCGUCCACCACCAAAGCCGCACGACCUCGCACUUGCGAUCCCGACCCCUGGCCAACCAUCCUCCGCCUCCAUGCUAGCUCGCCUCGCUCGCUCAUCCCACUGGGAGCGAUGAAGGGUGCGAGUCUCAGCGGGAAGGGCGAGACGAGGACCGCGAGGGAGGUGGGCGUCUUCUUCGGUUGCCAGGAGGCGAAGGCAGAGUACAGGCGUGCGGCGGUUGCGCGAGUAGGCGAGUUGUUGCACGACGAAGCGGCGGAACGGACGGGGCGGAAGAUGGUCUUCGAGUUGGACUCGAGGGGCGAGAAGGAGAGGUUCGGCUGGAAUGGCGAAGGCGACGCAGAUAGCGAGCGGGUAGAAAGGAUCUUGCAGCUGCGCAGUCGAGCUGCUUUCGCCGAAGAGCUGUUUGCGCAGCUUGCAACUGAAGCACAGGCGGAAAACAGCACUACGCGCGCCCGCUUCGAGCUGGGCUCGGGCAAGAAGGGCGACUCGGUCGUGCUGGAAGGUGCAGGCUGGAGCUUGCGGAUCUCGAUGGUCGUAUCGUCCGGUGCGGCUGAGACGGCCUCCUCCUCCGGGCUCGCCUCUCUCGCCUCUCUCGUUCGCCUCCUCUUCCUCCAAGAAUACGCUUCUCGCCGCGCCUCCACCCGUGCGAAGGCUCCCAGCACAUCUUCUCGACCUAUCCUCGCCACUCUCUCCGCGUAUCUCAACCACUCGCAACGCGCCGAGAGGCUGAAGGGCAUCUUGGAGGAGAUCGCGGCGAGCGGCAGAGAGCAGGGCGUGCAGGUUGCGGUUCAGCACGAUGGCGCGAAGGAGGUGCAGGGCUCGGCGACAGAUGUUGUCAAGGUGUUGCGAGGCGAAACGGAGCUUGGCGGGCUGGCGACGCUGCGGAUGGGCAAAGCCCACAUUAUCCACGUCGCGCACUCGUACCCGCUCCCUUCGUCUUCAGCCUCCUCGCAAGCACCGCCGAUCCUUCCAUCCGCGCAGCCGACCCUCUCACUGCGACUGCCAGGUCGGCCGCCGCUGCAGGUCCCGGGCCUCAGGCACCUCGAAGGACUCGUCAGGGAGGAACUAGGCAGGGUGGUCUCGCUCGACCGGGAGCGGACGCAGGAGAGGUCAGCGAACGGCGCGAAGGAAGCGGACGAGGCGAAGGCGAGCGAUGCGUAG